AUGGAUAGGUUAGGUGCCAAGGACGGCUGCCGCUGCAACUCUGUUUCACGAUCACUAGAGAAAUGUUGGAUGGAGGCUCAAAACUCUGCACCUGUCCCCUUCCUGACAUCCAAUUCUCCAACUGUCCAACUACACCCAGACCCAUACCUUGUGAUGUCACACGCCUCACCGAUUAAGACCACUCUGGGAAAGGUCACAUUCGUGAUGGGCGCAGGGCAGAGCAUCUGUGCCGGCUCACGUGUGACAGCUUCGACAGCAAUCGAGGUGUUUGCUGAUGUUAAGGACACGAAGCAGACCAAUGCCAUGAUCGAGGAGAUGGUGGAGAGGCUUGGGCUGAAGCUCUUCAUGAGCAUAUCGAAUGCAGGCAUUGCCCAGGUCCAGCCAUUGCUCGAGUGCAUGCCAGACGAGCCCAUUAUGUGGAACCCUCAUGCACCGGUGGAUGACAAUGGCACAUUUGCACAGCAGCUGCAGCAGAACAGCCUGGCACAUAUCAUGACAAUCAUGCAGCAGAUGCAGAAGUUGGCUGGCAGUGAAGAGGGUGAGUUGACUGGCGCUGAUGUCGACGAGGGUGCUGCCAACAUGGAGCUUGUGCAUAGCGGAGUUCAAGAGUGA
Molecule: messenger RNA, 612 nt
Organism: Laetiporus sulphureus 93-53
Lineage: Eukaryota; Fungi; Basidiomycota; Agaricomycetes; Polyporales; Laetiporaceae
Exons: 5
Coding region: 1-612 (203 amino acids)
Source: RefSeq, a predicted model, not a curated record